AUGCAUCAGUAUAGGACCAAAACCUAUAUAGCUGAUAAUGAUAUAACUUAGAAGAAUAACCGCAGUUCUCUUAAUAUCAUCAAGAACUCUUAUACAAAUAUAGACUAAAAUCAGGAUUCAAUGCUUAGAAUUCCUUAUUAAAGAGAUCACUCAAGAAACAAUUUGAAAUAGAGUAUAUUCAGGGAGACAUAAUCAUAUCAAAACAAUCGUAAUUCGUAGCAUUUUUCGAGUAUCUAAGAGCCAGACAAAUCCUCCGUUCACAAUAACUAUCAAAGACAGACUAUAAGCAGUAUCUAUGAUGCAUCUGCAAGCAAAGAUGAUUUUAUUUUCACUCCAAAGAUCAUGAACUACAAGAAACACUAAUCAAAGAAAAGAAAGAAUGAGAGCUCGAUUGAUUCAUACAUAUAGAAUGUACCUUUGCAAAUGAAGACUGAAAAUAAAUAUAAGAACGCUGGUGCUUUAACUUCUCAAAGGAACUUUCUCACAUAUUAACCUUAUGAUAAUGAAUUUCUAGGACCUUUUUAAGAAGACAGGCCAAAGAAGGUAUAUAAUUAUAUCCGAGAAGAUAGCGCAAAAACACUUAAAGAUAACAAAAUUGUAAAUAAAAACAUUAAGCUAUAUUCUAACAAUUACUCGCCAAAGGGCAAUUAAAAAAUAAUAAUUUCUAAUAUGAAUUCUAACGUUAUGACCUCAAUCGAUACAGUCAGAGACAACAAUGACUCAUACUAAUAGACGCAUCAAGAUCUGUUUUCAUAAAUCACAAAAAAACUUUAAAAUUUAAGCCACAUUAAAGACUCUUUUUGGUAACUGUUAAGUUCAUCUUAAAAUCUUCCAAGCUAUUCGUAAAGAAUUCCACCUUCUUACAUUGAGAAAUAACAAAGAAUAUAUGACGACAUGAACUCAGUUUAAAUUGAGUUAGACUACCUGAUUUAGUUAUUUUCGAUUCAUUUGAGAAGUAUGAUGCUUCGUGAUAAUAAACUAAUGCAAAGGAAGAAGUACUAUAAGAGUCUUUAUAAAAAGACUAGGAAUUAACUGAUACAAUGCUAGAUUACAUCAUAGAAUAACACGUAGAUAGAUUUUAUUAAAAGUCAGCAGUUUGAUAAAUAAAUUAAGUCAUAGUAAGAUCACACUAAUCAAGAUAAAAUCAAAAGACUUAAAGGCUAAAUUGCAGAGUUAGGUGAUAUACUGAAUCAAAGGGAUAGAGAGAUAGUGACUUUAAAGAACUCACUGAAAAUGCUUGAAGAAGAUAGAAUAAUGGAGAAAAUAAAGCAGAAGAGAAACAGUUAAAGUAGUUUGAUUUCAGGUUUGAAUUCAAUCAAAGAUAAUAAAUCUAUGACUGAAAUUAUUGAUUAGGCCAGUAAUCAUAAAGAUGAACUUGAAGAGAGUCUAAGUGCCAAUCCACUCUUCCUAGAUUUACUGAUUGAAUGUGACAGACACAUACAUGAAAACUAGAACUUUGUUUCUUAACAAGACAUCGAAAAUAAGUAAAAGUAAUCGACUCUUGACAGGGAAUUGAUCUAUCAAAUAAUUGACAUUAUAGAAUAAAAAUACAAAUCUUAGUAUAACAAUCACCAAAGUGAUAAUGGGAAUAAUACUCAACAAUAGUAUCAAAAUUUUAUCAAUUAGCCCAUUAAUAGUUAGGUUAAUGGCUAAGCGUAGCAGUUUUUUGUAUUAUAGCAAAGUGCAGAUCAAAAUGAAAUCCAACUUUAUCAUAGCUAAAGUUAAGGAAAUAAUCUAUCUGGCUAUCUUAAUCCAAAUGAUAGCUUGCCAACUUAAAUAUAAAAAAGUUAGAAGAAUGAGACCAUUGAAUCCAAUACUGACUGCUAGUAGCAGUAUAAGCAAGGCAUUAUAGACCUAAGGGAUAGUUAGAGUAAAGUAAAGUCUAGAAAUAACAUGGAUCUAUAUCUUGUAACUUAAGCUCAAUCUGAUCAGUCAAUCAAUUAAUUCAAUUAAUUUUGUGAGAUGAACAAAAACAGUUGGAAAACUAACAAUCCUAUAGUAAUCAAUAAUAAUCUCCCAAGUUAAAGUGAUUUUAAUUGCCAGGAUGACAAUAAGACUAGGAAGAAUGUUUAUAGCAGUUAAACUGAUAUAACUAGCGUUGAUGAUCACAAAGAAUAUCAUUCUUAAAAAUAAAGACCUGCAUCAAAGAUUGAGAUGAAAGAAUAGAUUUUUAACGAGAUUUUUAAAAAGAUAAAAACAACUGAAAUGUCAUUAAUUAGUGACAGAGACGAUAAAUCAACCCAAAGGAGAGGAUAGAUUAACAAAAAGCAGUUUGAGGAUUCUGAGAUUCAAGAGAAGAUUAAUAGGGCAGAAAAGAAUCUGCAUUAAUCAAAACUGAACAAUAUAAAAGGCCCAACUAGUAACAUAAGAUUAGACACUAUUUAAAACUAAGAUUUUUCUUAUAAGGUCGAUGCUAAAAGACACUAUUAAAAUAAUUUACCAAAUACCAUUCUGACGGAAAGGUAGCCUGACAUUUCACCAGUCUAGAAGGCUGAGGAUUCAUAGCAGAAGUAGUAUUUUGCAGAAGAGGAUGAAGAUUUACUUAUUUAGGAAAUCGAUAAAGUUGAGUGGCCCCGAGGUAACCCAAUCGAUUCCUCAAGGAUUAAUAGUAAAAACAGCCUCUUACUUAGUUCUAAUAAUAAAUAGAAUAAUAACACAAAUAAUAGUUAAAAUCAAAGUCAAGAUUAAUAAUUCAACAGAUUUGGGUUCAGACUGAGAUAAAAUUCAAAGGGACAUAGUACAGAAAGUAUUGAAAAACGCUCAUGA
Molecule: messenger RNA, 2766 nt
Organism: Stylonychia lemnae
Lineage: Eukaryota; Ciliophora; Spirotrichea; Sporadotrichida; Oxytrichidae
Source: the annotation of a GenBank genome assembly